Labrus mixtus (cuckoo wrasse) is the source of this 1084-nucleotide messenger RNA. Its product is annotated as homeobox protein goosecoid-2. Gene Ontology annotation, molecular function: RNA polymerase II cis-regulatory region sequence-specific DNA binding; DNA-binding transcription factor activity, RNA polymerase II-specific. The transcript has 3 exons. The record is from RefSeq and is a predicted model, not a curated record. NCBI's taxonomy places the organism in Eukaryota, Metazoa, Chordata, Actinopteri, Labriformes, Labridae. Gene Ontology annotation, cellular component: nucleus. Gene Ontology annotation, biological process: regulation of transcription by RNA polymerase II.
AUGUGUCUGGUCCAUCGGGGGGGAUUAUGGUUUUACUUUUUUUUUUGUGCCUCCCAAUUUCACUAUAAGGGCCUGACCGAUGUUGUGGAGAGCAGAGAAGCAGAAGAGGAAGCGACUAAACUUAACUACCAGAACGGGUUCUAGUUGAUAUCUUGUGAUUUUCACUGCUUUUGUUUUCUUGGGAUUCCUUUGGAGAUGGAUGGACUGAUCAGAAUGGAAAGACAAAAGUUUCCUUUCACUAUUGAGAACAUACUGAGCAAAUAUCCAAACAGUCAUGGAGACAGGCGGUCAUGUGGGACAACUGGAUUAAAAGAGAAGGCGCUGUGUGCUGUUGGAGGCCAGACAGAGACUGUUCAUCAUGCCUGCAUGUGCUGCUGCUGCUGCUCCCACUGUGGAGACAUUUUCCAGACGGAUUUCGUCCAUGAAGUCUGUCAGUACGGAUGGCCCCCAGCGAUGCUCACAGACCCCUGCAGGCUUGGAGAUGCUCACAGAGACGAGAUGUCAGCGGGACCUGGUCAGGUGCAAAGGAGAACCCGGAGACAUCGCACUAUUUUCACAGAGGAGCAGCUGGACGCACUGGAGGAGCUGUUCCUGCAGAAUCAGUAUCCAGAUGUGAACACGAGGGAGAGACUAGCACAACAAACUCACCUAAGAGAAGAAAGAGUAGAGGUUUGGUUUAAAAACCGAAGAGCAAAGUGGAGGCGUCAGAAAAGACUAUCAUUCGGUGUGGGAAACACAGAAAACUAAAUUCCAUUGAAAAAGAGAAAGAGCUGUACGACUCUGUGUGUGUGUGUGUGUGUGUGUGUGUGUGUGUGUGUGUGUGUGUGUGUGUGUGUGUGUGUGUGUGUGAUAUAUUGUUGCUCUGGAUACUGAUUAUCAAGACCACAUCAAUAUUUUUGGGAUUUAGAAAAUGCUUUUUAAUGCCAGUCCUCAUGACUGAAGCCACUUUGAGUGCAUUACAAGAACAGACUAAUGCAACUCCUGAACAUUACAUCUUGCACUUGUAAGUGGAUUGUAAUUGUAUGUAGGCCUACUUGUUGUGUAAAAAAUAAAAGUGUCCUUGGGAACAAAUAAAGCUGUUUUU